Brettanomyces nanus is the source of this 1776-nucleotide messenger RNA. RefSeq lists its product as uncharacterized. The coding region runs from base 1 to 1776 and encodes 591 amino acids. Gene Ontology annotation, molecular function: protein binding. Gene Ontology annotation, biological process: SCF-dependent proteasomal ubiquitin-dependent protein catabolic process. Gene Ontology annotation, cellular component: SCF ubiquitin ligase complex. The transcript has a single exon. The record is from RefSeq and is a predicted model, not a curated record. Lineage: Eukaryota; Fungi; Ascomycota; Pichiomycetes; Pichiales; Pichiaceae.
AUGGACAGAUACGGUGAAAGAAUGGUGGAAGUGGUACCAACAGCUCCGGUGGUGGCGUCUCCGGUAGAGCUUUCCCCGGUUGCAGUGGCGCCCUCAAACUGGCUUGCCAGCCUCCCUACAGAGCUCCUCAUCAUUAUAUUCUCGCACCUCGACCCAACGUCGCUUCGACGAAUCGCUCUCGUUUGCAAAUCCUGGUACCGUCUGACAUGUGAUAAUAUUGUAUGGCGACAGAUCUUUCGCGUGAGAUUCCCACUGGUUGGAGAGACGUUCACGUCUGUUAUUCGUACAGCGUUCUGGCGUCAGGAGCUGAUAUGCCGUGAAACACUCAUCAAGACCUGGUACAGGGGUAGGGCCACCAGGAGAACAUACACUUUGGCCCAGGCACUCGGCCAGGUGUCUGAUUGCUAUGCAGAUUUCCUUAGAGACCGGUUUGUGGCGUUUGAUGCCAAUUCCGGCCGUUUGGCAGAGUGUCGUAUGGCCUCUGGUCAUGGUGUGUCGGCUGAAUCAUGUUCCAUACCCGGUGGAACUACUGCCUAUUCGACGGGUCGUCAUUUCUUUCUUUUUGGCCGUUGGGAUGGAGCGAUUUUUGGGUCUCUUGUUGAUCAUAAGAACAUUCUUUUGAAUGGUCUACAUCAAUUUCAGCCAGAUAAGCAUUCGUCCAUGGUAACUGCGGCUCAUGUUUGUCCCGGAGAAUUAGGUAAGCCUGGUUACGUGGGUGCAUUUACUGGAGAUCAACAGGGAAAUGUGUUUGGAUGGGACUUACGUGAGGGAAAGUGUCUAGUAAAAGUGGCUGUUAACAGUUCUGCGAUUGUUAAAAUCUCAUCUGAUGGACGUUCCAAUCUUGUUGUACUUUCAGCAAACGGAGAUCUCAAUCACGUAACUGGUUCUUUCCAAAGGCGUUCUCAAACGACCAAAAUAUGUACUUUUUUGACCACACCUUCUGUCAACCAGGCCAAUUCUGUCUCUAUAAACAUGUUGGUGGACUAUGGUGGUGGCAACGUGGUUCUUUUCGAUGAUCUCAAACUGGAAAUCUAUUCCUUUGUCGGUUCGAGACAUGUCUUGCAAUUGCAGCCGGGAGAACAGAUCUUCAGGGCCUCUUUAGAGGAAAACCAGCAUAGAUAUCAGAAAAAAGAUGACAAGUUGGUUGGUGGAGAUCCCCUUUUCAUGGCUGUUCUUCUUCGUUCAGGUACCGUUCUAGUAGUCAACGUGAGAGAAACUGAAUAUCACGUUAUUCCUGCGACAAGAUUUGUUCCCCAGAUGGUUGGUCAACUUCCUCCCGAUGAUACGCUUCCUCCUGUCUGUGCGGUAACUUUAAAUGCCCUAGUGAUUCUUGUAGGAUCACGUGAUGGCCGUGUGGAGAUGUAUGACAUAGUAACGGGCGAUUUCUGUCGUAAAGUGAGUGAGAGAGUAGGAAAGAGGAUUCUAGCCAAUUCUAUUGGUCGAGCGGAGUCAAUACCGGUUUCUCGGAUACUGAUUGAUGAGAAAUUGGCCGCUGGAGUGGUUGUUUUAGGGCCUAUUGUACAGUUUUUCAAGUUUGGAGACUUCUAUAAGGAGUUGGAGAACGGUAGAGGAGGCAGAAAGUCGUAUAGUAAGGAGAAGAAGCGUUCUGUAGAUGAAGUUCAGACAAGAAUUGAUGACUACGAAUACCAAAGAGAUCAGAGGGACAGAGAGUAUGAUAUGUUUAUUAAAUAUAAUGGAGAGGGAGCUGGUGACGAUCCCGAAGAGGAGCAGCUUGAGCUGGCCCUGGCAUUGAGUGCAUCUAUACAGGAUCGAUGA